AUGAAGAUAGACGCUCUGGAGAGUCUGCUUAAUCUGACCAAGAAAUCCAAGGAUGUGGCGCAGGGCAGGAGUUUUAAGCUGCUAGAUCCAGAGGAAACCAGUCUGAAAUUGGACAAUCUUGAUUUGGACCAGUUGGAGUCUCAAAAACUGCAAGUGCACGAAGCCAUUCACAAGGUGAAGAUAAAACCGGAUCAUGAUCUUGUUCCAGCCGACAGUGUCCGUGUGGAAUGUGGAGUGGACGACAUCACGGUGGACGUCAAGCCAGACUUUUUAGGGAAUGGUCAGCUGAUCCACUCCUCUGAGCUCUCACUCGGAGACUGUCCCAUAGAAGCUUCCACAGAAAACACAUUCCACUUCCAGACCACGCUGCAGAGCUGCGGCAGCACCAUGACUCUCUCUGAAGAAGCCCUGAUCUACAGCUUCUCCCUGUCCUAUCACCCGUUCCCCAUCGGAGCCACGUUCAUCCUGAAGACCAGUCCGGCUGAAGUCCUGAUCGAGUGCCACUAUCCGCGGCACCAGUUGGUCAGCAGUGAAGGCGUCAGACCCACCUGGUUCCCGCUGUCGGCUCAGAUCUCAUCCAACCAACACCUUCAAUUCAAAAUGCAACUUAUGAAUGAGGACUGGAGCUCGCCGAGGCCCUCUAGUGUCUUCUUGGUGAAUGACGUGCUGCAUGUGGAGGUGUCUGUGGUACAGGGACAUCACAUUCCACGAAAACUGUUCGUGGACGAGUGUGUGGCCACCGCGAGCCCCAGCCCCGACUCAGAACCCCGAUAUGAGUUUGUCAGCAAUUAUGGGUGUUUUAUGGACUCUAAACUGACCGGAGCAAAGUCAUUUUUUCUGCAGAGAAUCCAGGAAAAUGUGCUACACUUUAAACUUCCGGCAUUUCAAUUCAGACAGCAGCUCGGUCACUCCGUGUUUUUCUACUGUAAACUCAAAGCUGCUUCAGUCUCUGUGCCGAUUGACCCAGAGCACAAGGCCUGCUCCUACCUGAAUGAAGCCAGCAGGUGGGUGGCUUCAGACGGAGACAACAAAGUAUGUGCAUGUUGUAACAGCGGCUGCAGAAAGAAAAGGAAGAGGAGCAGUGGUCAAAAAGCUGAACAAUGGGAGGCAACUACAGUCAUGGGCCCAGUCCUCUUCACGUCUGCGAGCGAUGACUCUCUGCAAACUGAAGCACCCUCCUCUUUCUCUCCGGCAGUCGGGGUUUGUUGGUCCCACUCACAGAUCGACAGCUGUCACUUAAACCCAGGAAGUGACCGGGCCUGUGCCGAGACCUUUGAGCUGCUGUUUUAUUUUUAUGUCUCUGCAGGAGGGAAACUGGGCCCCUAA
Molecule: messenger RNA, 1326 nt
Organism: Knipowitschia caucasica
Lineage: Eukaryota; Metazoa; Chordata; Actinopteri; Gobiiformes; Gobiidae
Source: the annotation of a GenBank genome assembly